AUGGGGAAUGUCGCAGUUCCCGGAGAAGUUUGGCUGAAGGUGUUUAAAGAGGCUGGUAUAAAAUCCAUCCCGUCGAUUAUCGCCACAGACCGCCUCUUUUCCCGAAUUGCGCGUCCUUUGCUCUUCGCAAACUUUGACCUGCUGGUCUGUGGAAUUCUAGGUGGACGCGGAACAUUUUACGAACGCUCACCAGUCAAGCACGCGAAGGCUCUAGCCCGUCUGGCAUUCUUUUCAACCCCCGAAGUCGCGCGGUACGUGCGAACUUGUCAUGUGUCGACCUGGGCUGUGUCAAAUCCAAAGUGGGCUGUGUCAAACCCUUUGGAUUGUGUUGCGACAGAAAACCCGUUGUUGUUAUUCGAAGUCUUUCUGCACCACGUAGAGAACUUCACCCGAAUGAAAAAACUGGUGCUGAAGAUCGAGAUAACUGGCGCACAUCUCUCAAGACUUUACCAUGCGCUUCCAGCCUUGGAAGAACUUGAAGCGAACGCCGAUAUCAUCGAACCUUGGAAUGCCGUUGGGAGUGGGCCUCCUCUCAAACACUUGUCUCUCACGCUAUCCUCAAGUUUUACGGGGUUCAGGUUGUGGACUCCUUUCCUGAACUCGCACAAGCUUGAAUGCGUCGACAUCGAUUGCAUGUUCAUGCGUAACUUUACCAACGUCCAUCCGCAUGAUAUACCUCGCCUCCCCAACGUCUCUCGCCUUACCCUCCGCGUUACCACGUUGGAUCAAGUCAUCAACUUCAGUCCAUUGCUCACCCGAUUCCCCGCCGUCAAAGUGUUGACGAUUGGGGAUGGCCGGGAUGUCUUCAAGGAUGAAAUGGCUGCACAGGCGCUCGAAGCUGGAUGCGACUCGCUGUUCCACACCGUAGAAGAGCUCUACGGCACCCACCUUAUUAUCGGCAUAUUUAUGCGUCGUGCGGAAAACCUCACGCGAAUUACUCUCAACACACUCCCAACGCCUCACGAGUUCUAUAGCAAGCUUGGAGAUGCCCGCCCGUUCUCCCGUAUCACCUAUGUCUCCCUGGACAUCUCUGGUCCGACAGCGAGAAUGUUGAGCGAGAUUUUAUGGUUGUUUCCGCAACUAGAGAAUCUAAUUGUUGACUUGGCCAAAGGCUUCCGAGUGCCUGCUGAUAGUUUGUCGUUGAUUCAUGAACUGGCGCAGAUUGACGCUGGCAGCGAGAGAAUGGCACGGGCGAUCAAAGGGAUUUUCCCCUCCACUCUGAGAAGGGUGAUGAUUUCGUUAUUAUUCUGGGGAGGUCACUACCGUGAUGCUAUUUGUCCUCUCCAAGACGUGCGAGAUGGUCUCGUCGACAAUCUUCCAAACAUCUCUGCCAUUUGGGUCGACAAUCACGAUCACGCGCUGAUGUGGAGACGCAGCCCAUCCAACUCGAGCAUUGAACCGUUUCAUGGCGCUGUUGAGAACAUUGGACGCGAUGCUGUUCGUUCGCUCGCGGGCGGGUUUCGGGAAGAGAUGCGGACCAAACCUUAG
Messenger RNA from Mycena indigotica, 1488 nucleotides. RefSeq lists its product as uncharacterized. Lineage: Eukaryota; Fungi; Basidiomycota; Agaricomycetes; Agaricales; Mycenaceae. The transcript is spliced from 3 exons. The coding region runs from base 1 to 1488 and encodes 495 amino acids. The record is from RefSeq and is a predicted model, not a curated record.